UUUCAUAACUUGUGAGAUUUUAUAUGUAUAAGAAAACAUAAAAUUUAAAAGGUUCAAAUUGUAUGUUCAAACAAUACUCUCAACUUUGUCUCAAAUGAUUUAAUAGUAUGACCAAAUGGGUCAGCCCAUUUGAGAAACCCAAACUUGAAUUUGUACGAUCAUCUAGUCCCAAAAUUUAAAUCCUUUGACCGUUGGCGCCACGAAUCAUGCUAUUUCCCAUCUUCUCCAAACUUACAAAACUCUAAACAGGUUAAAAUCAGUCCACGCCCAUUUAUUAGUAUGUGGGUCCACUGCCUCGUCAUACCUCAUAUUGAACAAAAUCAUUCGCCUUUACUCUCGUUUUGGUGCCACAGAUUAUGCUCAUAAGAUGUUCGAUGAAAUUACUGAACGAAACCCUUUUCUUUGGACUUCUAUGAUUCAUGUGUAUGUUGAAAAUUCUCAGCCUACUGAAGCUUUUUAUAUUUUCCGGGAUAUGCGUGUGCAAGAUAUCACGCCUUUGAAUUUCACUAUAUCAUCUAUACUGAAGGUGUUUGGACGACUGAAAUGGUCGAGAGAUGGUGAGAGGAUGUUUGGGUUUAUUUGGAAAUGUUGGUUAGGUUUUGAUUUGAUAAUGCUGAAUUCUGUGACUGACUGUUUCAUGAGAUGUGGGGAAGUUGAUUGUGUGAGAUGAGUAUUUGAUGAGAUGGAGGAAAAGGAUGUUGUUUCUUGGAACUUAAUGAUAUCGGGUUAUGUGAAUAAUGGAAGACUUGAAAUUGCACUAGAGUUGUUCGAUAGCAUGGAUGAGAAAAAUGUAGUUUCUCGGACUAGUGUGAUAUGUGGCUAUGUUAGGAAGGGAAAUAUGGUAGAGGCUAGGAAUAUUUUUGAGGCUAUGCCUACAUAGGAUAUGGCUGCUUGGAAUGUGAUGAUUUCGGGGUACACUGAUGUUGGUGAUGUGCACACAGUGAGCUUUCUAUUUCAGGCAAUGCCACACCGUGACACUGGAAUAUGGAAUUUGAUGAUAUCAGGGUAUUGUAAGGAGGGUGAGUUGGAAAAAUCAAAGGACUACUUUGAACAAAUGCCCCGUAGGAAUGUGGUGUCGUGGACUAUGAUGAUAGAUGGCUAUGUUAAGUCUGGGAAAUUGCACGAAGCAAAGUGUUUAUUUGAUGAAAUGCCGGAGAAAAAUCUCAUUACAUGGUCUACCAUGAUUAGUGGUUAUGCUAAGAAUGGGAAGCCUUCUGCUGCCUUAGAAUUGUUCAAAAACUUUAAAAAGCAGAGUCUUGAACUGGAUGAGACUUUUAUUUUAGGUGUCAUCUCAGCUUGCUCUCAAUUAGGGAUUGUAGACGCAGUUGAGUCAGUAAUAAGUGAUGAUGUAGGAUCCAGAUAUUUUUCUGAUUCACAUGUUGUUAACAGUCUAAUAGACCUCUAUGCGAAGUGCGGAAAUAUUGAGAAAGCCUCGCAAGUAUUUGAAGCG
Molecule: messenger RNA, 1450 nt
Organism: Capsicum annuum
Lineage: Eukaryota; Viridiplantae; Streptophyta; Magnoliopsida; Solanales; Solanaceae
Product: putative pentatricopeptide repeat-containing protein At5g37570
Exons: 1
Biological process (GO): RNA modification
Molecular function (GO): RNA binding; protein binding
Source: RefSeq, a predicted model, not a curated record